This is a messenger RNA of Sesamum indicum (sesame), 2066 nucleotides long. Its product is annotated as Ubiquitin carboxyl-terminal hydrolase family protein. Lineage: Eukaryota; Viridiplantae; Streptophyta; Magnoliopsida; Lamiales; Pedaliaceae. The record is from RefSeq and is a predicted model, not a curated record. Gene Ontology annotation, molecular function: RNA binding.
ACAAUUUUAUCUCCUAAUUGUGAGUUGAAAUCGUAACUUCGAAAAUAUCUCUCACCAAACCACACAACAUAAACUUUGUAUGAGCUUUUUUAUUUCGAUAAGAAUUGUAGUAAAAAUGAAUUUAGUAAAAGAGUGAGGACGAUGUUCUGUGUGUUUACCGAAUUGAAGGUGGAACAAGUGUUAUAUGUGAGAUCAGGAAUCAACAAACGGACAGCUAUUCCGCCGGAUGUCUUCCAUGCAUACUGAUUGCUUGUAGUUCGAUGUUGCUCUUCCUUUUUCAUCAGUAGACGGAACUGUUCGACGAAUUGUCUGAAAGAAAUAAUGUUACAGCGAAGGUGGUGUUUGAACUCCGCUGUUUCCUUUCUGGGACACGCUCACCCACUCCUUCAAAUUCAGAAGCGUAAUCUUGUCAAUGUAAAACUCAAGUGGGUAAAGGAUACAGUUCUCGACUCCGUAGUUUCCUGCGGCGUACAGCUCAAAGCUACUUCUACCCUCGUUUCACUUAUCGGAUCCCAUCCCGAUUUUUCUCUUCCCGUUUAUUGCCUCUCCAGAUACCGUGGGCAGCUUGGCCUCCCUUCAGACCUCAAAGUCUCCACUUUUAUUCGCCGGUACCCGAAUAUUUUCCAAGAAUUUUAUCGUCUUGAUUCUGGAGGUACCCCUGUUCCGUGGUAUAAAUUAACCCCUGAGGCGUUGGAUGUCUAUAGUCAAGAAAUGAGGUUUGUUUAUGAGGAUUAUUAUGUCGAUAUUUUGAAUAGGCUGCAAAAGUUGCUCAUGAUUACGAAAGAGAGAUUACUCCCUCUGCAAACUAUUGAUCAGUUGAGAUGGGACUUGGGGUUACCAUAUGAUUACGAGAAUAAGUUGAUCGCGAAGCAUCCGGCGUUAUUUUCUCUUGUGAAACUCCCUGAUGGCCGUGUGGGAGUGAAACUACUAGUUUGGGAUGAUUGUUUGGCCUUGUCCCAUUUGGAGUCUAGAAAUUCAAAUCUUGUGGAGAAGAAAGGGGCAUUAGCAUUUCCUAUUAGGUUCACGAGGGGUUUUGGAUUGAAAAAGAAGUGCAUGGAGUGGUUGAACGAGUGGCAAAAGUUACCUUAUACUAGUCCUUAUGUUGAUGCAUCGCAUUUGGAUCCGAGGACGGAUGUCUCUGAAAAGAGGAUUGUUGGGGUGUUUCAUGAGCUUCUGCACCUUACAAUCCUCCGAAGGAUGGAGAGGAAGAAUGUGAGCAACCUGCGCGGACCACUGGCCAUGCCUCAAAAGUUCACUAAGGCGUUUGAAAGGCAUCCUGGGAUUUUUUAUAUAUCAAAGAAGGGGGACACACAGACUGUUGUUCUCCGAGAGGCUUAUGAUCGCGGAGAGCUAAUUGAGAAGCACCCACUCGCUGAUAUUCGCAAAAAGUAUGCAAGCAUGAUGAAGAAGGGAUUUUUAGAUCGAAGUAGGGGAUUAUAUAAGGAAGAGAGGAGUGCUUCUGAGGAUGACUUGGUGAAUAUUCAUUUUGUUGGCAAAAGAAAUGUGUAUGAAUUUGAGUCUGAAACAGAGACAGAUUGUAAUUUGCUUUCAGAAUAUGAAUCGGAUGAAACUAGCAAAGAGUAGUGGUACUCAGUAAAUUACUCCACUAAUUGCUGGCAGUCUCAGGUCCACACCUGGCUGAAGGAAUGGCAGUGUGGACUGCUGGUCUGGGACCGGACAGCAACUGCUGCAUAGUUGGAAACUAUUAGCAAAUUUGGAAAAACAAAGAGAAAUGGAUAUGUGAGUAUCAUUACUAGCAUUAAUUCUAUAUUUCAGAAUAGUUUCAUGAUAUUUAUUCCUCAAAGCAAGCUGAUGCCAUUGCUUGUCUCUUUGUAUUUUGGCUUUUCUGGGGAAAAUUUCGGCUUCAUAAUCCAAUGCAACAUGAGCAAUGGACAGAGCAUGCAGAUUCCAUUGACAAAGUCGAGCAUGUUUAUUCACUAUUAAGUCUUGCGAGACAUCUUGGAAUAGAGUUUUUUCGACCUCCGAACUUCAAUAGGUUUUUCUAGCCAAGUACUAAAGAAACUCUUUCUCUUCAAAUUCUCACCCUGCCUGACCCUGAUAUUGCA